This is a messenger RNA of Enterospora canceri, 195 nucleotides long. The record is from the annotation of a GenBank genome assembly. Lineage: Eukaryota; Fungi; Microsporidia; Enterocytozoonidae.
AUGUCAAGUCACAGGAAAUGCACGUUCACAAAGAGGCCAAUUCUCUCAGAUGAAAAGGGAUCAGUGCAGCUGUAUCUUGCGGAGCUGACGCAAGAGGGAAGAGCAUCAGGAAAGGUGAAAAUACUGGACAUAUGCGAGAGCAUUAGAGCAACAGGCAAAAUAGAUGAAUUGCUGUAUGAAAUGGAGUCAAACUAG